Messenger RNA from Onthophagus taurus, 2924 nucleotides. NCBI's taxonomy places the organism in Eukaryota, Metazoa, Arthropoda, Insecta, Coleoptera, Scarabaeidae. The record is from RefSeq and is a predicted model, not a curated record.
UUCAAUUUUUUUCAAAUUUGCCGCUUAAAUUGGUAUCUCGGUUAAAUUGGCUCUCUGGUUCUUUUCCAUGGCACACUACAGCAGGGGUAGGCAACGCGGCGCCCGCGGGCUCCAUGGCGCCCCAGAUCGAUUUUUAAUAGUGAUGGGACGGUAUUUGAGGAACGGUAUUUUGGAGCGGUAUUUUUGAGGAGCGUACCGCUUCCACACUAUUUUAAAAUACCCGUUACAGAACGUUACUAAUAUUAGAUAUUAGUAGUGAUGGUUCGGUAUUUGAGGAACGAUAUUUUUGAGCAUUAUUAUUCUAAUGGAACGUACUAUUCGGCGCGAUUUUUAAAAUACCAGAUUCCGAACGUUAUAUUAUAUAAAGUUAUACAUAUAAGACAGUCAGGUUAAACGCCGUUAUAUUGAUAUUUGUUUAAGGCUCCCUUAAUAUAUAUAUUUUUUUCAAUUUUCGGAUAGCCUGUAAUUUUUUUAAAUUAUGAUAAUAUAUGGGAAUAUAUAAUUUUUUCUAACUUGCUACGAAACCAGCUAUGUUUUUGCUCAAGGUCACGGUAUUUUGGAACGGUAUUUUUGUGUAGCGACCGUUCUUGGAGCGCGACACGAUUAUGAGCGGUAUUCCCAUCACUAAUUUUUAAUGCGCCCUCGUUGGACUACGGCGAUAUACAGCAAGUAGUCAGUUGAGUUUAGGAUUGUGCAUAGAUUAGCAGUUUGCUAACCUUGAGCGUAUCUAAUAACACGCACGUAUUUUUUGUUAGUGUGUGAUCGUAUUUCGAAUAGACCACGCGUAGACCGUGCAUUUAAAACUACAGUAGGGCCCCGACAUUCACGACUUCAGCAUUCGCGGUUUCGUGUAUUCGCGUUUUAAACUUUGCUACCUUUUUCAACAUUCGCGUUUCGAUUAUUCGCGAAUAUGUACGCACUUUUUUCUUUAUUCAAACGGUGCGCCUGCUGUACAAGCAACCAGCUUCCCAUCACGCACAUUUGACAAUUUGUUUUGUUACGGUUUACGGGGAUUCCCUUAAUUUCGAUCGAUUUUAGUGUUUAGGUUAUGUGUUUAUUUCUGUGAUAUUUACUUGACUCAGGUUAGUAUUUCUUUAUUUUUUUUUACUCUAUAAUUUCUUAUAUCCGAUUAAUCUUAUAAACUUUUAGAAACUAUUAUUCUAUUCAACAUGGCUACAAAACGACCAGCGAACGAAAUAAACUUAAUUGCCAAACGCGCAAAGUCAGUUAUGACAUUAGAAAAAAAGAUUCAAGUUCUUGAUAUGCUGCGAGAAGGGAAAAAAGCUACCGAAGUGGGCCGUAUCUUUAGUGUAAAUGAAUCAACGAUAAGAUCUAUAAAGAAAAAAGAAAAUGAAAUCAGGAAUAGCGUAAAAAGUGGCAUCUGUUCAUCAUUAAAAGUAACAUCACAAAUUCGUGAUAUGAAUAUUGAGAAAAUGGAGAAGUCUCUUUAUAUUUGGAUUGAAGAUAACGGCCGCAGAAAUAUACCAUUAACCAGAGCUAGAUUAAUGGAUAAAGCCAAGGAUCUUUAUUGUCAUUUUUCGGGUGAUAUAAAUUAUAUUGAAGAUGACUCUAAAUUUAAAGCGAGCAGAGGAUGGUUCGAAAGAUUUAAAUCUCGAUUUAAUCUUCAUAACGUUAAGUUAUGUGGAGAAUCAGCUUCAGCUGAUCAUCAACAAGCUGCAAAAUUUCCUGAUGAAAUAAGAAAAUUAAUAGAAGAAAAAGGUUAUUGCCCUGAACAAAUCUUUAAUGCGGAUGAAACCGGACUUUAUUGGAAACAGAUGCCAACACGAACAUACAUUUCAAAAAAUGAAAAGACUGCUGCUGGAUUUAAAUCAGCUAAGGAUAGAGUCACACUUUUAUUGUGUGCAAAUUCAAGUGGAGACUUUAUUACAAAGCCAAUGUUGGUAUACCGGGCAGCUAAUCCACGUGCUUUAAAGAACAAGGACAAAGAUGCUCUUCCUGUGUAUUGGCGAGCUAAUGCAAAAGCUUGGAUGACUUCUCAUAUAUUUGUUGAAUGGUAUAAAGAGUGUUUCGUUAAAGAAGUGGAACGUUAUCUAAAAUCUAAAAAUUUAUCAUUCCGUGUUUUAUUGAUAUUGGAUAACGCAACAUCUCAUCCAGUUGAUGUUCUCAAGUUAGGUCAUCCAUGUGUGGAAGUAGUAUUUCUUCCUCCAAAUACAACAUCCUUGUUACAACCUUUAGACCAAGGUGUUAUAAAGGCUUUCAAAAGUCAUUACAUCAGGCACGCGUUUGGAUUUGUACACGAGAAAUUAGAAAACGACAGUUCCCUUUCAAUAAAAGACGUGUGGAAACUAUACAAUAUUGAACAUGCUAUUAUUAAUAUAAAAUGUGCUUUAAAUGACAUUAAAAUAUCGACUGUCAGUAAUUCAUGGAAAAAAUUGUUAAAAAAAGACACCGAAAAAUCUUCUGAAGUUGAUGAGGCAAUAGACAAAGCUGUGCUCUCUGCACGGUUGCUACCAGGAGACGAUUUUCAAAAGGUGGUAGCAGCUGAUAUAGAAUCUCUUGUCAAUGAAGAAAACGAAGAGUUAUCCAAUGCGGAUUUAGAAGCACUCCUGAUAGAGAGUGAAUCAGGAUCGGAUGAAGAUGAGGUUAUUUCUCCUUGUAAUAAAUUAUCGUUGAAAGAACUUAAUUCUUUUAUACAAGAAGCAAAUCAUCUUGCUGAAAAGAUCGUAGAAAUGGAUCCCGUAAUGGAACGUAGCAUAAAAUUUAAAAAUGGGUUAAAUACUCUUCUUGCUUCUUACAAAGAGCUUCAAAAGGAUAUGCAAAAUAAAGCUGUACAACCUACCAUACAUUCAUUUUUCAAACCAUCGUGUUCUAAAUCAGUGCCUGAACAUGUUGAUGAAAGGUUAAGUUAAUUUUUAUUUGUUUUUUUUUCUUAGUUUAUUUCUUUGAUAUUUAUUUUUGAGUUU